Messenger RNA from Aedes aegypti (yellow fever mosquito), 8076 nucleotides. It is a transcript of the gene Zasp52, whose product is annotated as PDZ and LIM domain protein Zasp. Gene Ontology annotation, cellular component: filamentous actin; adherens junction; Z disc. Bases 592 to 6711 code for a protein of 2039 amino acids. Gene Ontology annotation, molecular function: muscle alpha-actinin binding; actin binding. The transcript is spliced from 17 exons. NCBI's taxonomy places the organism in Eukaryota, Metazoa, Arthropoda, Insecta, Diptera, Culicidae. The record is from RefSeq and is a predicted model, not a curated record. Gene Ontology annotation, biological process: muscle structure development; actin cytoskeleton organization.
UGGCUUCAGUCUUGUUUGCUUGCUUGUCUUGAAAGCAUCGGUUGCGGAAUUUGUGCAUUUAGUGCGUUGAUUUGUGCAACGGUUGUGAAUUCUUGUGCAACGGAUAUAUUCUAAAAAAAAGUGCCUUUAUCAAGCUAAACAGCGAAGAACUUGUUAUCGAAGAAACGACAAACAAUUUACGUAGGAGUUAUUCUUCAAGUGCGUACCCCACAGUGCCUAGUGUCGUUUAUUUGUCUGUAUGUAAAGUAGUAGUGUGUCUCGUUUGAAGUGUCCAGUGAGUGCUUGAUCCAGGCUGUGGCGGUAGAACCGAAACCGAACCGAAAGUGUGCGUGGUGCUCCUGAAAAAGGGAUAAAAAUUCCUGAGAGUGUGAUCUCGUGUGACUCGUAAAACGCAGCUUGUAAAGUUCAAAUCCAGUUCUCUGGGCAAGCAAGAUCCGGAGAGUGAAACGAAUCCGAGCGGCAUAAAUUAGCAUCGCCGUCCCCGCAACCAACGAAACAGUCGCAGUCAAUUCGCAGCGAGGGCCCCGAGAGUUCUCUGCGUGUUUUCAAGAUUCUUCCACCUAACUAGGAGCAUUUAGCAAAAAAUCAGAUAUGGCAAAUUUGAUCACAGUUCGUCUGCAGCGAAACGAAGGUCAGCCGUGGGGAUUCCGUCUUCAGGGUGGCAAAGAUUUCUCCUCGCCGCUGGUGCUGCAACGGGUAAAUGGCGGCAGCGUUGCCGAUCAGGCCGGUCUCAUGCCAGGUGAUGCCUUGGUCAAGGUCAACAACACCGAUGUGUUCAAUCUGCGUCACAAAGAAGCCCAAGAUGUCAUCAUGGCUGCAGGAAACUCCUUCGAACUAUCAGUUUCUAGAGGAACCGCCUGGAGGCCAUCGGUAACUCCAACUGGAUCGAUCCCGUCCCCAUCGCCAUCCAUGCCCGGACACAUCACACCAGUAACCAAAACCUCGCUAGCUGCCACUCCACAGCCGGCGCAACACAUUGGCAGUGGUCACAAUCAGGCUGCUAAGCCGUUUCCAUCUCAACAGCCCCAGGAACAGGUCAACGGAAGCGAGGGUCCCAUCAAGAGCAUCGUCAACAAGCAGUACAACACCCCGGUCGCCAUGUACAGCGAUGAGACCAUCGCCGAAACCCUGUCCUCUCAGGCUGAGGUCCUCGCUGGAGGUGUUCUAGGUGUCAACUUCAAGAAGAACGAGCGCGUCUAUUCGCCGGCCAACUCCGAGGUGUACAAGCUGCUGCACGAGCAGGGCGAUGAACCCGAACCAGCCCAUCACCACCACCACCACCAACAACAACAGCAGCAACACCAUCAGCAGCAACAACACCACCAGCAACAUCAACUGCAACAGCAGCAGCAACAGCAGCAUGUUCAACAUCACUACCACCAACAACAACAACAGCAACAAUAUCAACAGCAACAACACCAACAGCAGCCCACCAAUGUCGUUACAAAGCAUGUCAGUGCCCCGGUCGACAAACCACCAUCGGCUACCAAUGGUCUUCCGGCUGGUCAGAACAUUUGCGCCUCUUGUGAUCGUCUCAUUGUCGGCGUGUUCGUGCGCAUCAAGGACAAGAACCUGCACGCCGAUUGCUUCAAGUGCGCCACCUGUGGAUCGUCGCUCAAGAACCAGGGAUACUUCAACCUGAACGACAAGUUGUACUGCGACAUCCACGCCCGGCUGGCGGCUCUCCAGAGUCCGCCUCCUGGCACCAACGGAAUGGUCCCGGUCACGAUCACCAAACCCGGUCAAAAGUCUGGAGUCCAAGCCAUCUCCGCAGCCCUCAACGCCCAUGCCAAUCUGAACGGUCGCUCGCACUCUCCGUAUGCCACCAACCACCCGCCACCCCCACCACUGCCGUCGUCAGCAACAACCACAACGACAACGGCGACGAUCACACUGAACGGCGGUAUCGGAAGCAGCUCAACCAGCAGCACUCAGUCUCCGUCACACUCCCGAUCGAGCAGUACGACAUCGUCGAGCGGGUACUGCAACUCGAGUUCCCUCUCGCCGGUUCAAUCGAACAAAGUGUCCCCGCUGCAUUCGCGCACCAGCAGUGAAAACGAACUGAUCCUCGACCCUUCGACCACCGCAACGAAAUUGUACGGUGUGCAGCAGCCGUUCAGUGAAUUCAGCUAUCUGCCUCCACCACCGCCCUCGCUAUUGGCAGGAUUAUCGCCGACUUCUCCAGUACGCAGCAGUAUGGAGAAUCCAGAAGCAGUUGAACAGCAGCAAACGCAGCAGCUUCCAGUUGAGGCAGCCGAUCCGGGUUCGUUUGGUCCCAACGGGCUGGCCGUAGCUCAGGAUGGCUCUGCCGACUCAACGGAUGCUGUUACGCAAAACGACUAUGGAUUCUUCUACAAAACCAUGGGAGGUGCCGUCAUCAGGAGUGUAUUCCCACCUGGAGCAAGCGGCCGUUAUAAGAACCAGAGCAACAUUACUCCGAAGCCAUUCGGUGCUUCGCUGCCAAUGAGCAACCUGUCCCAGGUGCAGCCACCAGCUUCCUUCCCACCGGUAGCCGGUAGUGUACCAACUCCAUUCGCUGCUGCCAUCACCAGUCAGGCUCCAGCUCCGGCCCCAGCUCCAGCACCAAUGGCCGCAGCACCGGCUACCCAACCGGCUGUCUAUCCACCGGUGGUCGCUCCUGCUCCCGCCCCCGUUGCCGCCGCUCCGGCUGCUGUGCCAACUCAACAAGGUGACCUAUCAGAUUACGAGGAGGAGGAGGAGGAAGAAGAAGAACAGGUACAAAAACCAGCCGAAUCUCCUGCACCCUUAUUCACCUGGCCUCCUAAGCGCCCCGACGAUGAAAUAAUUCCUCUCGCCACCCCUAUCUAUAUCCCGGUCCCGGAAACGCAGAAAGUGGUCGUGAAACCGGUUGCCCCACCUCCGGAAAGGCCACGAGAGAAAAGUAAAAGCAAAUCACCACCGGAAGCACAGAAGCAACAACAACAACAGCAGCAGCAGCAACCUCCACCACAAGAGGAAGAAGAAGAGAAACAGUUUAUCAAGAGUGUACAAAGCAAAUCUGCACCAGAAUUGAGUAGAAGGCGAAGCGACGUCCAACAACAACAACAGCAAUGCCAGGAGGAAGAGAGUUACGAGACUUACACGACGACAACCACUUCAACCUCAGCUUCUUCCGAGGAAUAUCAAAUGUAUUCGACUCAAACAUCCCAACCCAUUGUUACGCUCUACGAUACACCGGUCAUGGAGAUGGAUUAUCCAUUCUCUUCCGGUCAACGUAGUGCUCAGGCAAGUACUGGUGCCAUGUCAGACGCUUCGUACACUCAUUUCGUUUUCCGCGAUCCUCCGAUGGAGGUGAAUUCGGUUGAACCCUCGGUUGAACCUUCCAUCGAACCAGAGCCGGAACGGGCGAAAUCCCCCGAAGUGGUCAAGCCGCAGAAGCGAGUGGAAUUUGUUGACUAUAGCCAAGAGCUGGAGCGGUACCUGAGGGCAGAGCAAGCUGCUCGGGAAGCUGCCGAAAAGCAAAACCAAGUGGAGAUUGAGGAAGUAACCGAAGAAUUCACGAUACCACACUACGAGUUACCCGUCAUAAAAUCACCCAAUCCUAUGCCUAGUCUUCCCAAACCGAUCGUUCCCAAUCCAGUACCCAAACAGUGGCAGAGUAAACUGGUUCAGGCCUUGUGUACUGCACCGAAGGAACCGAUUCGUCUAACCGCAGAGCAAAUUGAGGAGGCAAACUUCAUGAAAUCACGAAACGAAGCAUACGUUCGCGAGCAACAUGAAAAUAAAAUGAGGCAACUAGAGGCCUUGAAACGACAAGUUGACGCUCUGGAACGCCGAUUGGAUAAGAAGAAGCCUGAACCAGAACCUGAGCCGCAACCUUUCCCUCCUCUCGACAUUCCUCGCAAAGGUUCCGUGAUGGCCAGGAUACUUGCCUCAUCCACAACCAAAUCCGAACGAUUCCCCAAAUAUCUCCCAGCUCCGGUUAUACCUCUUCCCGAGGAUUCCGCACCGUAUUUCCCACCUCCUCACUCGAUGGAACCGAUUCGCAGUGAGAAAAUUUCAUCCUUUCGCGCAUCACCAUUCUUGGAAGCGUUAACUACAGCUCCUUAUACUCCGUUUCAGAAAUUUGGCACAGAAAUACCUUCACAGAUGGAAAACAUGCCAGUGCCUUCCGGUCGACUGUCGAUGACUGAGGCGCUGGCAACCGCACCUGAACGGCCCUAUACACCGUUCACCGAAGUUCAACUAGAGCGAUCGGAAAUGUAUGAGAAGCUGCUCAGAGAGCAACCCUCGAUUCAAGUCGAUCCUGAAAAGAACUAUUCGGCGUUUGCCAGCGUCGGUGGAAAUCGAACUCCGGUGCCAUUCAAACCAAUCAUACCGGAAAUACGAGAACCAGAAGAACAACCGGCCCCGGAGCCAGAACCAGAACCCGAACCAGAACCAGUUAUAGAGGAGAAAAAACCAGAACCUGAGAAGCCGAAAAAGAAACUUCCUCCUUAUCCAAGGAAGGAUGCGGGAUCCGACCACUAUUCGCUGGCACCAAGAAGAGAAAGCAAGUCUCCAUUACAUCAACCAGCUGAAAUUCCCAAUUAUCAACGAAAGUGGUACAACCUACCGACUCAGAAUCCACCUUACACCCCUGAACCGGAAGAACUUCGUCAGAAUGUCCCGUUGGCAUUUGUAGAUACUCAUUCAAAAUCUCAUCUCGCAAAACCUAUCGCGCAAACUGUAAACACUGUAAAUAUUAGAGAUCAAGUUACUCUGAAAAAGUCACAACCGUUCACUACCAUUCAAAAUCGUACCAUCCCAGUCAUACAGACGACCCUGGAGGAUGAUGCCGAGUUGGCACAGUAUAACAAUGCCCAUAUCCGUCUCCAAGCCAAGGGCGUCGUUGAUCGCGGUCAGUCCUUCACUCCGUCGAUGAUCUUAACCAAACACCCGACGACUAUUCCGUACUACCAGCAUCAGCUAGGUUUUGAGGAAUAUUUCGCCGAGACAAAGUCGUUUGAUGGUCGUCAUACGCCCAUCAAACCGGCUAGAAAGUCACCUGCUUUUGGGCCACCACCGAAUCCACUGAAGGCAUUCGUUCCACCACCACGUGACGACAUCCCGAACGAGUCGGGUCUCUAUCUUUCUAUGGGUAAGCUAACAGGUGUUCCUUGGUACGCACAUAAAGACCAUGUUCCUGCAGAUAUCCAGGAGAAGAUGAUUCAACAGCAGCAUGGCAUGGGCGGAGGAUAUGGCGUUUCGAAGCAACAUAAGACCGUUUCUUAUCGCGAGACUCCAGUGACCAUUCAAACUCAGCAGCGUGGUGAAAUGACCGUUCAGACGCGUUCGCAGGAAAGCGCGAUGAGAGAGCAGGCUUCGUCCGUCAGUGCAAGUCAGGUAGGAAAUGCUUUAAUUCAGAAGCGUACUAGAAUCGUAGAAGAGCACGAGCAUUCGCAAUCGGCCAAAGCAGUAGAAAUUUCAAAAUUUUCUUCCAAAAUUAAGGAGGAUGAAGCUCCCCAGAAAGGAUACGUCGCCCAACAGACCAGACGAUUCUCCGGACAAGACGAGGCGUUGAAUAUCCCAUCGCAGUUCCAGCAGCAAGAACCGCAGACAACGCAGCAAACUGAACCUGAACCACAGGUCGUGCAAACCUUCCCCCAACCAAUGUCCCAACCAAAUCCUUCUUCCUUCCCAUCGACAGCUACUUUCCCAGAACCGAUCGUUGAUCGGUUCCCUACCAAGAGUUCACGCAAGCAUAGUGUUCUCCUUCCUAGCACUCAAGCUCGUUCACCAACACCGACCUCUGGUUUCAAAGCUCAAUUCAAUGAGUUCAUGGUCGGCUCAGGAGCACUACCUCCACUGACAACACAGCGUGAGGAGCCCGAGCAAGAACUAGUACAAUCGUGGCCUCCACAGCUACCAUCUUUCAUCCCUAAUACUAACCCAACCACUGAAGUGCGACCGUCGCAAGCUGUGGCUCCUCCGGCACCAGCAGUAGUGCCUUCGGCUACCACCAAUGGACGUAGACCCUCCAAUAACAGCAUUACAGGCUUCAGUAAUAACAGCAGUAACAGCAAUCUUAUGAGUAGUCAAAACAAUCAUACUGAUCGAUCUGGUGCUAGUGCAGGUUCCAGCGCAUUCAACAGGGGACGUGCAGCCUGUUCGACAACCGCCCCAACUCGCGGUCGCGGUAUUAUGAACCAGGCCGUUGCUCCCGGUGGACGUAUUCCAUUGUGUGGCUGCUGCAGUCAGCAAAUCAGAGGUCCAUUCAUCACCGCCCUCGGCCGCAUCUGGUGCCCGGACCACUUCAUCUGCCACAACGGCAACUGCAAACGCCCGCUGGCCGACAUCGGAUUCGUAGAGGAGAAGGGUGAUCUGUACUGCGAGUACUGUUUCGAGGAGUUCUUGGCCCCUGUCUGCAGCAAGUGCAACACCAGAGUGAAGGGUGACUGCCUGAACGCCAUCGGCAAGCAGUUCCAUCCGGAGUGCUUCAAGUGUGCCUACUGCGGCAAACUGUUCGGCAACAGCCCGUUCUUCCUGGAGGAGGGCGAUCCCUACUGCGAAGCUGACUGGAACGAGCUGUUCACGACCAAGUGCUUCGCCUGCGGAUUCCCCGUCGAAGCCGGUGACAAGUGGGUGGAGGCCCUGAACAACAACUACCACAGUCAGUGCUUCAACUGCACUAGCUGCAAGAAGAACCUCGAGGGACAGAGCUUCUUCGCGAAAGGAGGCCGACCAUUCUGCAAGAACCACGCUCGCUAAGCUUGGAGCCGCUCGCUACGCCGAAGCCAGGAUUCUAAAACAAAGGGUCAACUUCUAUUAGGUUUUGUUUUCCUGUUGCACAUAACAACUUUAAACUUUUAACUGAAAUUACGCUCCAGAUAGUCGAAAGGACAGCAAUUUCACGAGAGCAGUUUGUAAUUAAUCAUUAACAAAUUUGAAGCCAAAAAUAUUUACAUCCAGAAACGAUCAUCCCACACGACCACCAUAUUUCUACCAUUGUAUUGGUUAACUGUAUCCAAAUCAAAAGUCCUUAGUGUUCAUUACUCAUCUUUUGAGAAGGUGUUUUUGAUUGACAAAAGCGAAGCAUCAUUUUUACUGCAAACAAACUCGACUAACAGUGGCGCUUUCGGAUGUCGUCAUGAUUGACUAAUAAUGAACAAGUGUGUUGAGUGUGCGAAUGUGUUGAGGGAGUUCAAGAGACAGAGAGAUAGAGAGAGGAGAACACCAUCGCCGAAAGCUCGUUACAUAUAAUUUUCCCAUAAAAUGCAUCUUCACCGCCGCAUGGAAAAGCUCACGCUAUGUGGCGCUGCCAGCAGUUGAAAGAGAGCUUGCCAGCGAGCGAGAAAUAUUUCUCAUUGCUUCGUUUUCGCCUCACGUUCAUCAGUUUGUUGUGGUGUGCUUUCGUUAGGAGGGACCAGCGGAAACUUUACAAGCUAUAAGAUUUUCUGUUCUGUGUGUGAAGAAAAUCUUUUUUAGUUUGCUUACGCGGGGAAAACGAGUUGCGGGCAAGAGUGUAUUCGAGGAGGCGAAUGGCGGACAACAGCAAAUAGAUUUAGUUAUAUUUUCUGUUACUUAAGCUACGCUGAUCAUGAAAAAUGUGUAGAUAGAGAAAUUAUUUAGCACGGAAAGUUUGUUACUUUAAACAAUUGAUGAAACAGAAUGAUAAAAGAGAAAGGAAAUAUUUACAUUAGGUCAUAAUUCUUAGAAGAAAGCAACCAUGCAAAAAAAAAACUACAUUAGUCUCGCGAAAUGAUUCUUGGUUAAACCGCUAGGCAGAAACGAAUCAGUAAGCAAAAUUGUCCCAAAAAAAAUGUUUGUGUGUGAUAAAUUAUAAGAAGAAAUGUUUUUAUUUAAUCCAUAUUUAAGUUGAAAAAUUCGCUGUUGAAACAAAAAUUGUAGUUAAAAGCAUGGUAAGAAAGCAAGACAGAAAAGCUGUUAGCAAGCAGAGCAAUUAUUUAAAUAGAAGAGCGAAUAACGCUGGCAAUGUUAAAAAAAUAUGACGCUUUAUUUUUGCUAUUAUUGAUUACUGAAGCAUGUAAGCAAGUAAGGAGAAAAUUGUUGUAUAAACGUACGAGAAGAAGCAGAAAGACGAUUAAGAUAAACGUAUCUUAUGUUGUAUGGAAA